ACAUUAAAGCACUUAACUUUUGGAAUAUAAUGAAUCUUGAGGAAUAUAUUAACUACUCAGAGGAAAAGGAUAUACAUAAUAUACUUAAUGAUCAGGAAAUUUUAAACCUAGCUACUAACCCAAAAUCUGCAAAAAAUGAGAUGAUACAAUAUAUUGUACAACAAGAUCUUAACGAAGUGGCCCAGAGUAAGUAUAAUAAAACUUUAUUAAAAUUACAAAAAGAAGUAAGAAAGUUUCGAAAUGCAGCUUUUAAACAAGCGAAUAUUGAAACUUACUUUACAUCAGAGAUACCAGAGAUUUAA
Racocetra fulgida is the source of this 302-nucleotide messenger RNA. The record is from the annotation of a GenBank genome assembly. NCBI's taxonomy places the organism in Eukaryota, Fungi, Glomeromycota, Glomeromycetes, Diversisporales, Gigasporaceae.